This is a messenger RNA of Mycosarcoma maydis (corn smut), 2502 nucleotides long. RefSeq lists its product as uncharacterized. The transcript has a single exon. Gene Ontology annotation, molecular function: pectate lyase activity. The coding region runs from base 1 to 2502 and encodes 833 amino acids. The record is from RefSeq and is a predicted model, not a curated record. Lineage: Eukaryota; Fungi; Basidiomycota; Ustilaginomycetes; Ustilaginales.
AUGCAUCGCUGGUCAAGCUGGCGAUUAGGCGCACCGCUGUUUGCGCUGCUGGCGACGUUGAUCGUCGUCCCGCUCGGCUCGGCCUUCACUGAUCCUUACGACAUCUUGCACCAUGUCGGCACCACGAGCUUUCUGCCCGAGUACUACCAGCCGGACACGGACGAGAUCUGCAUCCGCAAUGGCAUCCGUAACGUUGCUUGCAGUGCCGACAACUUUCGGCUGGUCAAGCUCGACUCUGUGACGCGUGCCAAUCUGCAUCAACUGAUUGCACAAAAACAGAACGAGCCGAGCAUGAUGCAGUUGGCCGUAUACGUGAUGCUGGUCGAUCUGGAGCGGAACAUGCACCAUGGCUGGCAGGUUGGACAAAGUACGGCACAACAGGCUCGCGCGACGAUAAACGACCAAGUGCAGAUGCAUUUGGGUUUGGCGGUAAGCCAGAGUGACAUGGAUCCCAGCAUCGACGGACCGGGCGCGGCAAAACGAUUGGGCGCUCCUCCUGUAACAGCGCAAGAGGAAUCCUGCUACAAACGUUGGUUGCAGAGAAACAAGUUUGCCACUGCCGACGUGGAUACCGCACUCAACGAGCUCUACGUUCGACACGUCACCAUCACCCAGGAUAAGAAGCGAUGGGACAUACAAAGCACCACCGGCUGCACCGAAAAUACGCUGCUCAAACGCGACACUGGUGACCGAGUUGAUGCUGUCGUGGACGAUGACAUGAAUGUCUAUCAUCCGGUCUUGGGAACGCAUAACCAAGAUCCUUGGGCCAAGUGGCGCGAAUUCGAUGCUCGACAUGAAUUUCUUCCGAGCGGCGAAUUCGGACAUCGCAAACGCUCGAUCCAAAGGCGUGAAAACUGCGUGGGUGGACAUCGUCAUCGGAAGCGCGGGGGUAGAGCGGAACAGCAAGGCGCUGAUGCGUCUGUACCGUUGGCGAGCGGCGUGGACUAUGCGAUCAACAUGCCCUCUGCGCCGACGCCGGGUGGGGUGGGUGCUGGCGUGGUCGGCGAUGCUGGCUUGGGCGGAUCGCGCAUCUCGAGCCAACCGCACGGGUUCGCUGCGCAAGUCACCGGCGGAGGCUCGACUGCAGCUGUGGUACCCAAAGACGUCAACGAGCUCGUGCAACUGCUUUCGGACGCUCAACCUCGCGUGAUCCACCUAGACAAAGUGUACGACCUGCGCACCACCGAAGGCAUCUGCACCAACUGUCGCGGCUGCAUUCCAGAUUCAUACGUCAAGUGCCCCGACAAAGGCCAGCUGGCGAUCGACAACGGCCAAGGCUGGUGCAAAGACAAACGCGCCACAGCCGUCACCUACGACAAAGCCGGCCUCACUCCCAUCACGGUAUCGUCCAACAAGUCCGUCAUCGGCAUCACGUCCAACGCCGCGAUCCGCGGCAAAGGCUUGCGCAUCGCACAUCACCAAAACGUGAUCCUCCACAAUUUCCGCAUCGACGAGAUCAAUCCACAGUACAUCUGGGGCGGAGACGGCAUCACCCUCUACGACACCGACCUCAUCUGGAUCGACCGCAUUACAUUUGCACACAUCGGUCGACAGUUUAUCGUCACCGGCUACGAAUCUGCAGGCCGCGUGACUAUUUCGAAUUGUCUAUUUGACGGCGCUACCAAGUGGUCGGCUACCUGUGAUGGUUCGCACUACUGGACUGUUCUCGGCUACGGAUCGGGCGACAAGGUGACGUUCUCGUCGAAUGUGAUGAGCAACUGUUCUGGCCGAUCGCCACGAAUUGCGAGCCCGGACGCCAACGGUCAACAGCCAGCCGUGUGGCACAUUGUCAACACCAUUUUCGACCACAACACCGGCCACUCGCUCGAUAUGGGUCCCGGUGUCUCGGCGCUGAUCGAAGGCAAUGUGUUCAACGAUGUCGCACAGACCAGCCUGCACGAGGCUACUCCUGGCAAAGCGUUCGCGCCCAGUGACCAGCCAGUCUGCAACCAGUGCAAAGGUCCAUUGGGUAGAAACUGCCAGCCCAACGCUUACAAGAACGCCAACCCGGUCCCCAGCACCAGCAACCCAGCAGACGUGCUCAAGGAUGUGGCCAAAGAAAAGGUCAGCGGCGCCAUGUCGCCACGCCAGGUCAUCGAGAGUGUCAGCAAGAGCGCCGGUGCGGCCGGCGCAGCCGCCGUCAUCGGCGCUUCCAGUCCAGAUGCUAGCCCCGGCGCUAGUGGCGAUGCAAAGCUGAGCUACGCCGCAGCUUUGUCUGCUCCACAGCAACCUCCUUCUGCCGGCCAAGGAAAAGCCGCCGCUGUCAGUCCAGAUAUCAAGAAGCAGCAGGAGGAGGAGCAGAACAAGAAGCAGCAGGAGCAAGAGCAGAACAAGAAGCAGCAGGAGGAGGAGCAGAACAAGAAGCAGCAGGAGCAAGAGCAGAACAAGAAACACGACCAACAGAAGCAGCGCGAAAAGAAGCAACAGGAGGACGAGAAGAAGCAGCAACAGCAGAAGCCGCCUUCACCUCCUGCACCGCCGUCGCCACCAUCACCAAAGUAG